Messenger RNA from Baudoinia panamericana UAMH 10762, 1983 nucleotides. RefSeq lists its product as uncharacterized. The transcript is spliced from 4 exons. The coding region runs from base 307 to 1692 and encodes 461 amino acids. NCBI's taxonomy places the organism in Eukaryota, Fungi, Ascomycota, Dothideomycetes, Mycosphaerellales, Teratosphaeriaceae. Gene Ontology annotation, molecular function: monooxygenase activity; FAD binding. Gene Ontology annotation, biological process: secondary metabolite biosynthetic process. The record is from RefSeq and is a predicted model, not a curated record.
GACGCCACCUAGGGCUACAUGUAUGUACAUACGCCGAUCAUUGCACGGGAGUUGCACUGAACGGAAUAACACCAUGCUGCGAACGAUCUAUCACGGCGGCACCGUCGUUUCUUGCAACUGCCGCGACACCUGGCUCUCGGCAUGGGUAGGCCACAUUCCGUGUGAGCUACAUCGAUACAUCGUCGGCUUGGUUCGUGGCCUGCGAUUUAGGCUGUGUAUGAUCACCGCAAGUACUGUAGCUCGUGCCUAAGAAGUUCACUCACUCCUGUUGCAGCAUAAUUUACCUUGGUAGAUACAGCUGUGGACAUGGCCGUGGGCGAGGUAACCGCAGGCGAAGCAGUCCUUAACGGCGAGCUUAGCAAUGGGGUAUUAAACGGUCAUGUCAAUGGCCAUACCAAUGGACACACAAACGGCCUAGUGGCCCCCGAAAGGCCAUCCUCCGGCAUCAAGGUUAUUAUUGUCGGAGCUGGAUUUGGUGGGCUCACAGCAGCUAUAGAAUGCCAUCGCCAAGGUCAUACCGUUGAGAUGUACGAGUCCUUCAGGGAGCUCAAAGUACUUGGCGACAUCAUCUCCUUCGGUUCUAACGCUGGCCGCAUCUAUCGUCGCUGGUUCACAUCUUCUGGUGACCGCAUCAGUGACCGGUUAGACAAACUCAGCAUCAAGCUCCAGAACUAUGGCUUCAACAUCCACAAAUAUACUGGCGAACUCAUUAUGAACCAAAGGACGCCGCCCAGUGACCCCGAUGCUCCAGUGUUCAACGGACAUCGUGGCGAGAUCCACGCCACAGUCUUCAAUUACGUCAAGGACGAGCUAGCCAUCCCCAUCCAUCUCGGCUGCCGUAUCACGAAGUACUUCGAGACCGAAACCGAGGCCGGCAUUGUACUCGACACGGGCGAGCGUGCAACCGCUGACGUAGUCAUUGGUGCAGACGGCGUACGUUCCAAGGCCCGCGAGCUCGUGCUGGGUUACGUAGACGCUCCCAAGAGCUCCGGCUACGCAGUCUUCCGUGCUUGGUUCCCAAACACUGACAUGCUGGCCGACCCGGAAACACGGCGUUUCUGUGAAAACGGCGACACUUUCAAUGGAUGGAUUGGCCCAGAUGUCCAUUUCCUAUUCUCCACAAUCAAAAACGGCAGUGACUGUUGCUGGGUUCUGACGCAUGUUGACGAGCACGACAUUGAAGAGUCCUGGUCCUUCCCUGGCAAGCUGGAGGACGUGUAUAAGGUGUUCGAGGGCUGGGACCCGCUGUGCAAACGCAUCGUGUCGAAAACGCCCGAGGACAAGCUUGUGGACUGGAAGCUCGUGUACCGAGACCCGCUACCAAGGUGGGUCAGCGAUGGGGGCCGGACGAUGCUGCUAGGGGACUCAGCACAUCCCUUCCUGCCUACCAGCGCACAAGGUGCAACGCAGGCGAUGGAGGAUGGCGUGACCAUCGCCAUCUGCCUUCGUGAAGCCGGCAAAGCAAAUAUUACGGCCGCCACGCGCGCUUUCCAAGACAUCCGCUACGAUCGCGUCAAGGCAGUACAAAAGACUGGCGAGACGACGCGAGACAUGUGGCACAAGGCAGAUUGGGACAAGGUCAAGGCUAAUCCGGAAAGCAUGGCCAUGCCUCGAGAGGACUGGAUUCUCGGCCAUGAUUCAGAGAAGCAUGCCGAAGACGUUAUCGCGGAGACGUUGCGCAAGUUUUCUUGAUUGUCUCAUGUUGGUUCGCACAUGCAUAGCACUGUUGAAGCAUUCGGUAGCCGGCUCGAUUGGAUUUCUGCGGCGUAUAAUAUCAUACUGUUUGAGCGCUGGGUUGAGUUACGGAACGGGCCUUCACCCUUCAGUAGACUGCUGCCUCGUGAAUGUCUAUCUUACACGGUGCCAACUGGACAGCUCGCGUGCGGCUACGCUACACGCAAUGUAUUGAACCCUAAGUUCUUUCCAUAAUUCCAAGCCUGUCUGUUAGGCUUAACACGAUACUCGCUCCACGAGACGCCUCCC